GGCGGCCGCGCUGAAGAGGGCCGACAUGGCGGCGGCGGCGGCGGCUUCCCUUCGCCGGGCGGUGCUGGGACCGCGGGGCGCCGGGCUCCCGGGAGCGCGUGCCCGGGGGCUGCUGGGCGCCGCGCGGCCCGGGCAGCUGCCGCUGAGGACGCCUCAGGCAGUGGCCUUGUCCUCGAAGUCUGGCCUUUCCCGCGGCCGGAAGGUGAUGCUGUCAGCGCUAGGCGUGCUGGCGGCAGGGGGUGCAGGGCUGGCGGUGGCUCUGCAUUCCGCUGUGAGUGCCAGUGAUCUGGAGCUGCAUCCCCCCGGCUAUCCAUGGUCUCAUCGUGGCCUCCUCUCCUCCUUGGACCACACCAGCAUCCGGAGGGGUUUCCAGGUGUACAAGCAGGUGUGCGCUUCCUGCCACAGCAUGGAUUAUGUGGCCUACCGCCACCUGGUGGGCGUGUGCUACACUGAAGAGGAAGCCAAGGCUCUGGCUGAAGAGGUGGAGGUCCAGGAUGGCCCCAAUGAGGAUGGAGAGAUGUUCAUGAGGCCAGGAAAGCUGUCUGACUACUUCCCAAAACCAUACCCCAACCCUGAGGCUGCCAGAGCUGCUAACAAUGGAGCCCUGCCCCCCGACCUCAGCUACAUCGUGCGAGCUAGGCACGGUGGUGAAGAUUAUGUCUUCUCCUUGCUCACUGGGUACUGUGAGCCCCCGACUGGGGUCUCGCUCCGAGAAGGCCUCUACUUCAACCCGUACUUCCCCGGCCAGGCCAUCGGCAUGGCCCCUCCCAUCUACACUGAUGUCUUGGAGUUUGACGACGGCACACCAGCUACCAUGUCCCAGGUUGCCAAGGAUGUGUGCACCUUCUUGCGCUGGGCAUCUGAGCCAGAGCACGACCAUCGCAAACGCAUGGGGCUCAAGACAUUGAUGAUAACGACCUUGCUGCUGCCUCUGGUAUAUGCCAUGAAGCGACAUAAGUGGUCAGUCCUGAAAAGUCGAAAGCUGGCAUAUCGGCCGCCCAAGUGAUCCUGUCCAUUGUUGGCUUACCAUCUUGCUUGAACAGGCCUUCAAGUGCAAGAGCAGUCCCAGACCUGUUCAGGCCUCAGCUGGCCCACUUGGUCCAGUUCCUCUUCAUCUGGGAUGAUGAGAGGGGGGAAGACCAGGCUCUCACUCCAGAUCUUCCUUCAGCCCUCAUCAUGGGAAUAAAUUAAGUUUCUCAAUAUA
This is a messenger RNA of Castor canadensis (American beaver), 1204 nucleotides long. RefSeq names its product cytochrome c1 (gene Cyc1). Lineage: Eukaryota; Metazoa; Chordata; Mammalia; Rodentia; Castoridae. Gene Ontology annotation, cellular component: respiratory chain complex III. The record is from RefSeq and is a predicted model, not a curated record. Gene Ontology annotation, molecular function: electron transfer activity; heme binding. Gene Ontology annotation, biological process: mitochondrial electron transport, ubiquinol to cytochrome c.